AAAAACUUGUUACACAGUGUUAUUUUGUCUUGAACCAGUUUUGUCUAGGAAGGGUAUUUUUUUGGUUGCAGGUGUUUAAUAUGCACUGUAUGCCUUUCCCUCAGUACUUUUCUGGUUUGCAUUUUAUUGGAAGGUGUGUUGGUCAGUUGCAGUAGCAUGUAGUUAUCACAAUAACAAUAAUUCCAAAUGACUGCCCUGGGUCUGAAUGAAAGCUUACCCAGUCGAGUUUUUGCUCUAGGAACACAAAGUGCCUGCUGGAGGGCUCAGUACAGUCUGAAACUUCUAAAAAGGCCCUGGUAUAAAGAGACCUGGAGUUCUUUCCAUUGAAGCUGUUGGGACACCAGGAUUUAUUUUCCAGUCCAUGAUGUAAUGGCAGGUAAAGUAUGCAAACAACAAUAAGUGAUCAAGGCUGAUAAUUAAAGAACAUACCAACAUGUGUGCCAAAAUUCAUCUUCCAAAGACCCAAAUCUCUGAAGAAAAUUCAGAUGCAUAAAUGUAGGUGUGUACCAAGGAAGGCUGACAGAAGUUACUGUCUUCCACAUGAUAGUGUAGCCUGUUAAACAAUUGUGGUGUUACUGUGUUUUGAAUUUUAUUUUAUUUCUUUUAUUAAGGCUGUAAAAGUUGAAACUGUUUUAUGAGGACUUUGCAUUGGUUUUCACAUUUUUCCCCAAAAAGCUGGAACUUUUCCAGUAUCUUGAAGAGAUGUCAUUGAUUUAUUUUUGUUAAACUAGAGAGACCUUGAGGCCUGCGUUGGCACAGGCAGGCUUUCAUGGACAGCUUGGAAAGUAUUUCAGCCGUUGAACAACCAAUAGGCUUGUUUUAUUGUUGAAAAGCCAUCGUGGCCCCUGGGGCUUUUUUGAUAAUUGCGCUCAAGUUACCAUGGGAAUGGUGGUUUAAACAGACUGAACAAUGGUGUUGCUCAGAGAGCAGGCUGCACAGUUGUGUUGAGUGCAUUUAGUAAAGAUUGGGGACUCCAGCUCUGAUGUUAUUGCUUGAAGAGGUUUGGAAUUUUCCAGAAUGGAGGCAGAAGGCUGGAUACCAGAUAAUCCGAUUGACACUCUGUUGGGACAGCAAGCUCAAGCCCAGUCUGUGAUGAAGGACCUCCAAAUUCAACUCCUGGCCUUCGAUUCCCUGAGGAAGAAAACUCGGAGGAAUGCCUGCCCUGGAUGCCAAAGUCAGUCUCCCAUCUGCUACCCAAAGACCACUACAUCAGCUGAUAAAGCCAGACACUUUGAGAAUCUCAGUAAUCUUCUCGUCAAGAUGAACCAGAGCCUCAGUGACUCUGAUCACCUGGAAUCGUCUUUCCGUGCUUGUAAAAUUAACAGCGACGCUGUCCUCACAUGGCACAAUGUCCUUCACAAAAAUGUGGAUGGAUUACUCAAAGUGAACUUUAUGGAAUCUUCUGGUAUGCCAUCUGGAGUGUCUUCACCUGCAGCCUCAAUGCUAAGAUCAGUGUACUCCUCAUCCCCAACUAAGAGCUGUCUAGAUAUGUCUACAGAGAAGGCAGACUGUAAUGAUGAGCUUUGGAAGAUGUUGGACAGCAUCAGUGAUGCUGGAGAAAGGCUGAAAAAUGAACUUGAAAAAUCCCACAGAAGAGAGCUAGAUCUAGCAGAGGAGCUCCAGAUGUUAUGGAACAAUGCUCAGGCUUAUCCUGGUGGGAUUGCAAGUCACGUUAAAGACCCUUUUGAGUCCCGUAGUCCAUCACCCGGGAGGCUUGUGAUGAAAGGUUUAUUGAAGAAUGAAGAGGCUCAGGCGAGUCGGGUUCGGGAACUCGAAACUCAGGUUCAGAGACUGCAGAACGCCAUGCUGUCUCUGGAGAAGGACAAUUUAGACCUCCACAGACAACUCAUGUCUGAAGGAGCUCCUGAAAGAAAUUACGUUGUGGCACAAGCCCUGCUCGCUACCCUUCAGAGGGAGAACGAGCGGCUGAAGGAAAUAGAAAAGGUCAAACUGGAAAAAGAAAGGGAGCACGAGGCCUCGUGUUUCAUAAGGUUACAAAGCAAAGUGGAAGCCUCUACCAACACUGCCACUUGUAUGUCUAACCUGGCCAAGGAGAUCCAAGACCUGAAAGAAGAGCUGGAGGUGAAGGAGAAGCAGAUCAGUGAGCUAGACAGAAGCAUGCAGGAGAAAAUACAGUUCCUUAAGGAAAGACACAGGGAAGAAGUUCAGUCUUUGAAAGAACAGCUGCAAUCAAAUGAUUCAGAUAGGCAGCAGAUCAUCAAGUUAUUAAAUGGGAAAGAUGUCGAGAUUAAAGAAGAAAGGAACAAGCUUAUAUCUAGAGAACUAGAAGUCCAGUCGCUAAUGGAAAUGCUAACACAAGAGAAAAGUAAAAAUCAGGAGAUGGUAGCAAACUUGGAAAAAGCCUGCAACUCUGCAAAGGUUACACUUUCACAAAGUGAAAACGAAAACAGGGUUCUUGUAAAAGAACUGAAACACCUCCUGCACAGAUAUGUCCGUGUCAAAAAGCAAGCACGUUCUGCUGAGGAGCAAAUACGUCAAACCCUGAUAGAAAAGCAAGAUAUCAUUAAGCUUGUUGAUUCUUUAAAUGAGGAAAAACAAAGAAUGUGUAAUGAGCACAGCCUUCUAAAAGAAGAGAAAGAAGUGACUUUGCAUAAUUUAGGAACCUUAAAAGAUGAAAUAAGGCACUUGAAACAGGAUAGGUAUAGAAAUGUUGAGGAGAAGCAGAGGUUGGAAGAGAAGGUUGCAGGCAUGAAAGAUGUAAUCUUGGCAUUGAAGCAAAAGCUUCAGGAUGCAAACUCUGAAACUCAGAAAGCCAUGGAAUCACUCUCCAUCAAGGAUUCAGAGACGGAAGCAUGCAUGGACAGAAUGCAAGAGUUAAAAGAGGAAAACGCUGUUCUAAAAAUGAAAACAGAGGAAUACAUUGCUGGAAAAGAAGCCAUGUCUUUUCAAAUGGAAAUGCUGAAGAAAGACAAGGUUACAAUCCAAGAGGGACUGCAAGAUCACAUUAAGCAAUUGCUAUUCGAGCAGCAGGCCAUGGAAAGGACAAGUGAAGAUUUGCGUAAGGAGUGCAGCGCUUUGUCUAGAAUGGUUGCAGACUUGAAAGAGGACAAGAGACAGCUGCAGGGAGAACUCAAGGAGCUGCUUCAGGAGAAGCGUUACUUGGAAGACAAAAACCGGAAACUCUGUGCUGAGGAGGAAAACUUCAGAGGCAGUGUUACAAUACUGGAGAGGGAGCGGGACUUUCUGCAGAUGGAACUUAGUGAGAGGCGUAAAGAUUACCUGAAUCUGAGUGACCGCAUUGCUCUCAGGCUUAAUGGAAUAUGUGAAGAUAGCUAUACACAGGAGGACCACAUGUCCAUUCAGAAACUGAAGUUAAGUGGCAAUCAGAGUUCAACCAGCAUAAAUCAGCAAGCAAAGACCAGAGCGGAUGGAAAAAUUAAUUAAUUUGUAUUGGAAAGGAUUAUGAAACCAUGAAUAUUGAUUGGAAACAUCACUAAAAUACUGAUUGCUAUUCAUUUUUGUAAGAAGAAUCAUAUUAUACAUUGCAUUUAGACAAACCUUUUUUUAGACGAACCUUGUAAAAACAGACAUAAGAAAUCAAUUGUCUACAGACAUUCUGAAUGGAAUUCUGACUAUCAAGACUGCUGUUAAAAACAACACCAGCUUCAGACCAAUAAAGCAAAUGAUCCAGCCUGCAACUGUAUCCAUGUAUGAUCAUAAGAAGUAAAUAAGACCUAAAGAAAUGUAUUAUAAAUGUAGCCUGUUUUAUAAUGUCAGUAAAUAAAAUUGUCAGUAAAAAAAUAAAUAAUAAAAAAAAGGCUGUAUGGAAGUAAAAACAUAAUUGUAAGGUUGGCAACCCUGGCACACGUGUAUAUUAGACAGUUUCUCUAGGAAACGCAGCUCAUUUUUGCCCAGAAUUAUGAAUGGAAUGUGUUCCACAGAUAUGUGAAUGUUGAUAUUACAUACAGACUGCUUCCUCAGCUAAAAAUUAUUCUUUACAAACCUGUAAUUACUAUAAAAUGUUAACAUAUGAUGAAUAAAACACAA
Acipenser ruthenus (sterlet) is the source of this 4008-nucleotide messenger RNA. RefSeq names its product coiled-coil domain-containing protein 110 (gene cccdc110). Bases 1018 to 3405 code for a protein of 795 amino acids. The transcript is spliced from 5 exons. NCBI's taxonomy places the organism in Eukaryota, Metazoa, Chordata, Actinopteri, Acipenseriformes, Acipenseridae. The record is from RefSeq and is a predicted model, not a curated record.